Vigna umbellata (rice bean) is the source of this 1900-nucleotide messenger RNA. The record is from RefSeq and is a predicted model, not a curated record. NCBI's taxonomy places the organism in Eukaryota, Viridiplantae, Streptophyta, Magnoliopsida, Fabales, Fabaceae.
CCCUUCCCCCUUUCUGAAACCCUAAUUUACUCGGAACUGCUUCUUCCAUUACACCUUACCAUAUCGAUUCCUCUUUUGUAUGCAGAAACUAAUUCUAUACUAAGUCUUUCUAUUACGCCACUUCUCAGAAACAUGGACACCGUACAUGCGAACCCAGCAGCGUCAUCACCACAAACACACAUAGUUCAGAUUCCUUCAGCUGAUCAACUUCCACACCCUUCUCGUCACAUACUUGAAGAUAGAAGGGAAUACUUUCAGAAAUGUGUACCCCUUUAUAAGCUAGCACUGAGAGGUGAUUGGAAUGAAGCCAAGCGCAUGAUAGAUGAAGAUACUAGUCUCUUAAACGCUGCCAUAACAAAGGAAUGGGGUACACUGCUUCAUGUUGUGGCAGGAACAAACCAUGUUCACUUUGUGAAUCAAUUGCUUAAAUUACUUAACCCACUUGAUCUGGAACUGCGAAAUUUCAAUGGAAACACAGCCUUUUGCUAUGCUGCUGCAUCUGGAAACAUGGAAAUUGCUGCUACCAUGAUCAAGAAGAAUGAAGGCCUACCCAAAAUCAGGGGCGGAGCAGAAGCCACUCCUCUUUACAUGGCUGUCUUGCAGGGAAAAGGUGAAAUGGCAAGGCAUCUCUACCCUCUCAGUACCAACAUUUUACAGGAAGAUGACUUCACCAUGCUGUUCUUCCUCUGCAUAAAAACUGAAUUAUAUGAUAUUGCUUUGCAAAUUGUACAAAAACACUCAAGGCUGGCAUUGGAGAGGGAUGAGAACAACGACACAGGCUUGCAUCUCUUGGCUCGAAAGACUUUUGGUUUUAGUGUUCUUGGUCAAUGGUAUCUUCCAAACCAGAUCUUGAACUCUAGCAUGAAGGCAACUCCAUUCGUCCAACUUGUUGAGUGUCUUUGGAGAAUGCUUUUCGACCAAGAUUACGAGGAAACAGAGUUGAGGACUUUCAUAAGUCAUCCAUCACAAAUAACAUUUGACGCUGCACAAGUUGGAAAUUUUGAAUUUUUAGAUACACUUAUGAGGUCUUACCCUGAUUUAUUAUGGGAAGUGGAUCAAAAAAACCGAACCAUAAUUCACAUUGCUGUGCUUCACCGCCAUUCAACAAUCUAUAGUCUAAUACACGGACUUGGCUCCAUCAAAGAUUUCAUAGCAACUUUUGAGGACGACGAAGGAAACAACAUCUUGCAUUAUGCUGCUAUGUUGUCACCUCCGGACAAACUCAGCUCAAUUUCUGGAGCAGCUCUUCAAAUGACACAUGAAUUAUUAUGGUUCCAGGAGGUGAAGAAAAUAAUGCUGCUGUUAAAUAUAGAGAAGAAAAAUGGUGAAGGAAAAACUCCUCGUGAAAUAUUUGCUGGGAAGCAUAAAGAACUAUUGACAAAGGCAGAAUCAUGGACAAAGAGCACAGCCGUUAAUUGCAUGCUUGUAUCUGCACUCAUAACCACAGGAGUUUUCACUGCUACAUUUUUGGUACCUGGUGGCAACAAUAAAAAGACAGCAAAUCCCAACUAUUUGCAGGAACAAGCAUUCCUCGUAUUUUCGUUAUCAGUUGCAUGUGCACUGAUAUCAGCAUCAGCCUCCAUACUGAUGUUCCUGUCCAUCCUCGUUUCAAGUUAUGCAGAGGAUGAAUGUUUCAAUUCCCUCCCUUACAAGUUACUCUUUGGUAUGGCCACACAGAUCAUCUCCAUCACAACCAUGAUGAUAUCGUUCAGUGCUGCUUUUUACAUAACAUUUUCUCAUGGUUUAACGCGGGUUCCGUUUUCUAUUUUCGUGCUCUCGUUUCUGCCAAUACCCUUGUUCAAACCGCUAUGGUCAGAUAUUAUUUAUUCUUCUUAUCUUUGUAUGUCUCUAUUUUGGUAUAGAAAAUAAAUCCUUGGCUAGCUGAGGACUUUAGUCCAGA